AUGCUCGCCGCUGUCCUCCUUGUCGCAGCGACCGUUAACGCCGCCGCCGCCAUCGGCAACGACUUGGCGCCUCGUGACAACAAUCUCGGUAACCUUCUCGCCUCUCCUGACGGCAAGUCGGAGACUGGCUACGUCGCGAUUGACGGCCUCUCCCUGGGCCAGGACGUCGGUAUCGACGGUGGUGCCCGCUACGUCGGCAAGGACAACAAGGGCAUCCAGCUCUUCCAGUUCAAGGACGGUUCCGUCGCUCCUCUCACCUACGAGCCUGGCGAGACGAAGAACAUUUCUGUCACGAACAACCUCUGUGAGGGGUGCUCCGACUCGAGCGGCUUUGCCAAGCGUGAACUCUCGACCCGAGACCUCCCUGUCUCGACUGGCGGUAACGAUGGCGGCGAGACGGGAGGUAAUGCCGACUUUGGGGACAUUAAGAUUGGCCAAGACGUCGGUUCGUCUGUUGGUCUCGAUGGCGCCAAGUAUGUCGGCAAGGACGACAACGGGACCCAGCUCUUCCAGUUCCCAGACGGCGAUGUUGCGCCUAUUGUCCUCUCUCCGGGUGCUCCCGCCCCGGGCUACACCUACAACGAGGCUACUGGUCUCUGCGACGGAUGCGAGGACUCUGAGGGUUGGACCCGUAAGCGCUCGGUUGAUGAGGAACUCGAGCUUGCCGCGCGCGAGGCCGAGGGUUACUACGAGGUCACCCGGUCGAACAAUGAGGAGCGCUUCUUCCUCAGCUUCCUCAGCUGUCUAGGCAAGAAGAUCAUCAUCGGCAAGGAACUCUUCUUCGGCCCCGGUCUCUGGGGUUGCAACGUCGCCUACGGCGGUUACAUCAACAUCAAGGGUUGCCUUCGCGGCACCUACAUCGGUAUCAAGAACGGAAUCUAUGCUGGCUGCAACCCCCGUGGCGUGCAGAUGUUCCACUUCCCCGGCCUCGGUGUUUGCCCGCUCAAGUGCAUCAAGGGUCCGGUCCGCAUCGGCUGGGAGGUCAAGAACGGCAUCUGCAGCGGCUGCCACCACUCUGGCUGGGGCAUCAAGGCCGGCUGGUGGCGCCGUAACGAGAUUGCCAACGAGCGUGACGUUGAGGUUCGGGAGGCCGAGCCCGUGCAGCAUGAGGAGCGCUUCCUCUUCAGCCUCCUUGCUCUCAAGCUCCAGGUCGGCACCGCCCUCUUCCUCGGCAAGGGCCGCGUCAUCUCGUAUUUCUCUCACGGGGGAUAUGUCAACAUUCCCAGCUGCCACCUCGGCACCAGCAUUGGUAUCCACGGGGGCGUGUACGUCGGCUGCGACAAGCUGGGCGUCCAGUUGUUCAAGUGGGCCGACGGUAGUGUUGGACCCCUCAAGUGCCUCAAGGGGGCUAUUCGCAAGGCCUGCAAGGUCCGCAACUACCUCUGCGACGUGUGCCACCACGACGGCCACUACUGGGGUAACCGCUGGGGCCGUGACGCCAAGAUCAACCAGCUCGACUAA
This is a messenger RNA of Cutaneotrichosporon cavernicola, 1461 nucleotides long. RefSeq lists its product as uncharacterized. The coding region runs from base 1 to 1461 and encodes 486 amino acids. The record is from RefSeq and is a predicted model, not a curated record. Lineage: Eukaryota; Fungi; Basidiomycota; Tremellomycetes; Trichosporonales; Trichosporonaceae. The transcript has a single exon.